Messenger RNA from Sparassis crispa, 2859 nucleotides. Its product is annotated as Probable beta-glucosidase. Gene Ontology annotation, molecular function: beta-glucosidase activity. Gene Ontology annotation, biological process: glucan catabolic process. NCBI's taxonomy places the organism in Eukaryota, Fungi, Basidiomycota, Agaricomycetes, Polyporales, Sparassidaceae. The transcript has 12 exons. The coding region runs from base 1 to 2859 and encodes 952 amino acids. The record is from RefSeq and is a predicted model, not a curated record.
AUGCGCCUGCGUCUGUCCCCGAGGUUCGCCGCGCUCGCGGCCGUCGUCUCGGCCGCGACCGGCGUGACUGCGCAAUCGAGCGCGGCGUCGUCGUCGUCGGCGGUGUCUUCGGCGGUGUCAUCGUCCGCGGCGUCCGCAUCUGCCUCCGUGCUGUCCAGCACGAGCGCCGUGUCCUCGAUCUCUUCUUCCGUGUCUGCCUCCGUUUCUGGGUCCGUCUCCGCCUCCAGCAGUGACGCGUCUCCACCUGCAUCCAGCAGCGCUGCGUCGGCCUCUGCGUCCAGUAGUGCCGCAUCAGGGUCUGCCUCGAGCAGCGCUGCGUCGGUCUCCGCCUCGGUAUCUGCGAGUGCUUCGAUCUCGAGCAGCCUCGCGUCCGCUCCUUCUACCAGCGCCGGAUCUGCUUCCGCCAGCAGUUCCUCAUCCUCGUCCAUCACCACCGCCCCUCCCUCCUCCUCAAGUACCGUAGCACACACCGUCGGCGGCUCCUACAACAGCGGAUCCGGCACAGAGAGUGGCUGGCUCACAUGGCCGAUCUCCUCGUACACCUUCGCGUCCUUCCCCGUGGUGACCCAAACCCCGAUCCCGGGGGUGUACCAGGUGUCUUCGCCCUCCGAGCCCCCUCCGGUGGACAACGCGGGGGCGUGCGUGGUACCAGACUUCGACUACGCAUGGGGGGCGGCAUACGAGCAGGCGGAGGCGUUCGUGGCGGGGCUGACGGUGGAGGAGAAGGUGAACGUGAGCACCGGGGUCGGGUGGGAGAACGGGCGGUGCGUGGGCAACAUCGGGCCCGUCGCGGGCUUCGGCGGGCUCUGCCUCGAGGACUCCCCGCUCGGCGUGCGCGACACGGACUUCAACACGGCGUUCCCCGCGGGCAUCACCGUCGCCUCCACGUGGAACCGCACGGCGAUGCGCCUCCGCGGGCUCCAGAUGGGCCAGGAGUUCAAGGGCAAGGGCGUGCAUGUCGCCCUUGGCCCGAUGAUCAAUAUGGGCCGCGUACAGCAGGCGGGAAGGAAUUGGGAGGGGUUCGGCGCGGAUCCGUUCUUGACUGGCGAGGCGGCGUAUGAGACCGUGCUCGGGUUGCAGCAGGCGGGCGUGCAGGCGUGUGCGAAGCAUUACAUUGACUACGAGCAGGAGUACAAGCGCACGCAGGAGUCGUCCGAGGUGGACGACCAGACGGAGCACGAGAUCUACCUGCGCCCGUUCCUGCGCAGCGUCAUGGCCGGCGUAGCGAGCGUGAUGUGCAGCUACAACUUGAUCAACGAUACGUACGCGUGCGAGAACGACCGGACGCUGAACCAGCUGCUCAAGGGCGAGCUCGGGUUCCGCGGGUACGUCAUGUCCGACUGGGGCGCGCAGAUGUCCACGCUCGCCGCCGUCGCCGGCCUCGAUAUGUCCAUGGCGGGCGACAUCUACCUCGGGUCGGGCACGUCCUAUUGGGGCCAGAACCUGACGGACUACGUGAACAACGGCACGAUCCCGCUCUCGCGCCUGGACGACAUGGCGACGCGCAUCAUAGCGUCCUACUACUUCCUCGACCAGGCGUACUGGUACCCGAACGUGAGCUUCAACGCGUUCUACCCGUACGACGAGACGCAGAACCUGCACGUCGAUGUGGAGGCGGACCACUACAAGCUCGUGCGUGAGAUCGGCGCGCAGGGCGCGGUGCUACUCAAGAACACGAACGGCGCUCUCCCGCUCAACAAGCCGCGCAGCAUCGUCCUCAUCGGCCAGGAUGCGGGCGACGCCCCGAUGGGCCCGAAUGGCUACUCUGACCGCGGCGGCGACGACGGUGUCCUUGCAAUGGGCUGGGGCUCCGGCACUGACAACUAUCCGUACCUGAUCUCUCCGCUUGACGCCAUCCAAGAACGCGCGCGCGAGGAUGGCACCACCGUAUCGUGGUGGCUCCUCGAUUGGAAUACAGCUGGCGCGGCACAGGCGGCGGUGCAGUUCGACGCUGCGAUCGUCUUCGCCAACGCCGACUCGGGCGAAGGGUACAUCACUGUUGACGGCAACACGGGCGACCGGAACAACAUGUCGCUGUGGAACAACGCGGACAACCUCAUCUCGGCCGUCGCCGCGGUGAACAACAACACCAUCGUCGUCGCGCACUCCGUCGGCGCGUGCAUCAUCGAGGACUGGGUCGACAACCCGAACGUCACCGCUUUGAUCUGGGCGAACCUCCCCGGCCAGGAAGCGGGGAACUCGCUCGUGGACGUGCUCUACGGUGCGGUGAACCCGUCCGGCCGCCUGCCGUACACGAUGGCGAAGAGCCCGUCCGACUAUGGUACGAGCCUCACCGGGGGCGGUGACGCGAGCACUAUCAUCAGCAUCCCGUACACCGAGGGCAUCUUCCUCGACUACCGCCACUUCGACACCUACAACAUCACCCCGCGGUACGAGUUCGGCUACGGGCUGUCGUACACGCGCUUUGGGUUCUGGAACGCCGCCGCGACGCGGGUGCCCGGGUACGACUGGGAGUACAGCGGCCUCGAGCAGGAGUGGGACGACGGCGUGCCCACGCCGGACGUCGAGGGCGCGUCCGUCGCGAUAUACCUCCACCGGCCGGUGAUCCAGAUCCAGUUCGAGGUGCAGAACCUCGGGGACAUCCCCGGCACGGAGAUCCCGCAGGUGUACGUGCACUUCCCGCCGGCGGCCGGCCAGCCGCCGUCGCAGCUCAAGGGCUUCGACGCGGUGUACCUCUGGCCGGGCGAGGUGCAGACGGUGACGAUCUCGCUGUCGCGCUACGACCUCUCCGUGUGGAACGUCGCCGCGCAGGGCUGGCAGAGGCCCGCGGGCACGUUCGCGUACUCGGUCGGCGCGAGCAGCCGGGACUUCCGCCUGAACGGCACGCUCCCGCUCUGA